Molecule: messenger RNA, 958 nt
Organism: Diachasma alloeum
Lineage: Eukaryota; Metazoa; Arthropoda; Insecta; Hymenoptera; Braconidae
Gene: LSm1
Product: U6 snRNA-associated Sm-like protein LSm1
Exons: 3
Coding region: 297-701 (134 amino acids)
Biological process (GO): deadenylation-dependent decapping of nuclear-transcribed mRNA
Cellular component (GO): Lsm1-7-Pat1 complex; P-body
Molecular function (GO): RNA cap binding
Source: RefSeq, a predicted model, not a curated record
UCACACUACAAUGCUAUUUACGAACAUCAGUGCUGGAAUUACCGUCGGUGAAUCGUGUGAAUAUCACAUGGAAGCGAAACUAAAACAAUAAACCGUUCGUUCCCCCGAAAUAGUUUGUUUUAUUCAGUGACGGAUCAAUUGUUGAUAGAGAAAAAAAUCGUAUUCGCAAUAUUUUCGGAGUAUCACUUGUCGUUCUCGCGAGUUUAACCUCUAUCUGAUGCCACCGGGUCACUGUGUUGAAUGAGAAUGUUCUAAUUGUCCGUGAGGAUUGUGACAACAUCAAGGAUACUGCAGAGAUGGACGUUGUGCCAGGAACAGCAUCGCUUCUCGACGAACUUGACAAAAAGUUGAUGGUUCUGCUGAGGGAUGGACGAACGUUGAUUGGAUACUUACGGAGCGUUGAUCAAUUUGCAAAUCUCGUUUUACACAGAACUAUCGAGAGAAUUCACGUGGGAAAAGAGUACGGUGAUAUACCCAGGGGUGUAUUUAUUGUCAGAGGUGAAAAUGUCGUAUUGUUAGGUGAAAUAGAUAGGGACAGGGAAAAAGAUCUCCCACUGUCAGAAGUAUCAGUCGACGAUAUCUUGGACGCACAGAGGAGAGAGCAGGAGUCGAAACAAGACCAAGAUCGCCUGCAGAGUAAAGCCCUGAAGGAGAGAGGGCUCUCUUAUAUUCCAGAUCUUGGACACGACGAUAUGUUCUGACCCACGACUGUGAUCAGUGAACCCCAUUCAUAUCCCCCCCAAUUCCCAUAACGUGAAAUAAUCCCGAUAUAAAUAUUUUCAAACAGUAAAAAAAUCAUAUAGUAAUGAACGAAGAAGUUAAUUGUUGAUAUUCAAGUGAUGAUUCACUCAACUGUAAGACUAAAAAAUUAUCUGUGAAUCAAGAUGACUUACUGGAGUAGAGCGGAUCAAAACAAGAACGAGCAAGUGAAAAAUAAAAAUUGAGGAUCUUUAACAUA